Messenger RNA from Drosophila subpulchrella, 2054 nucleotides. It is a transcript of the gene Alp4, whose product is annotated as alkaline phosphatase 4. The transcript has 4 exons. The record is from RefSeq and is a predicted model, not a curated record. Gene Ontology annotation, molecular function: alkaline phosphatase activity. Bases 216 to 2006 code for a protein of 596 amino acids. Lineage: Eukaryota; Metazoa; Arthropoda; Insecta; Diptera; Drosophilidae. Gene Ontology annotation, biological process: dephosphorylation.
UGUUAGUCGCUAAUUGGGAUCCACACGGGACAGAAUUUUAGACAGCCCCGAGACGACGAAAUCGUUCCGCGCAUUUUCUAAUCAACUUCGAUGGCCUGCUGAAAGAAUCUGCGCCUCAAGCUGAGCUGUGAUAUAAAUCCUCAUUUAAAUAGAAAUCGCAACCGUUCCGAAAAUAGUCGCCCUCAAUUGCUCGCGUUUAGUGCGUCUUGAGAAAAAUGCAUUCCCUGGUUUUAUUUGGACUUUUAUGCGGUGCUCUGGUGACUCUUAGCUGGGCAGCAGUCACAACCCAACCGCCUCCACUGAUUCGAACUCUCAGCGCUGGAGGAGACAUAGGACCCCAGUUUGAGGUGGAAAAACCCAAGGAACCCGAAGAUGCGGAAUUCUGGCACAAAGUGGCGCUAAGGCAGCUGGAGAAGACCAUUAAGCAGGCGCAACGGGUGAAGGAGGAUUCCUACCAGAAGAAAGCCCGAAAUAUCAUCAUCUUCAUUGGAGAUGGCAUGGGCAUAUCCACGAUAAGUGCUGGUCGCAUCUACAAAGGACAGUAUCUGAAGCACGGUUAUGGAGAGGAGGAAACUCUGGCUUUCGACGACUUCCCAAACACUGGAAUGGCCAAGACCUACAAUGUGGACAAACAGGUUCCGGAUUCAGCGGGCACGGCCACGGCGAUCUUUUCGGGUUCGAAGACCCAUUACGGAGCCAUUGGAACGGAUGCCACUCGCUCGAAGAAGAAUGCCCAGCAAGGCAGGGUCCAAAGCGUCAUGGAGUGGGCCCAGAAGGAGGGAAAGCGCACGGGAAUUGUCACCACCACCAGGAUCACCCAUGCCACGCCCGCUGCCACUUACGCCCAUAUUUACGAUAGAGAUUGGGAAUGCGACACGGAAGUUCCCGAAGAGUCAAAGGGCAUUCAUGUGGAUAUAGCCCGCCAGUUGGUAGAAAAUGCUCCGGGAAAUCGUUUCAAUGUCAUCCUGGGAGGAGGAAUGUCCCCAAUGGGCAUACUUAAUGCUUCGGAGGUUAAGACCACGAUUUUCGAAGGACCCACGGAAACCAUUUGCCGGCGUGGCGAUAAUAGGAAUCUUCCUGCCGAGUGGCUAGAUCAUCAUGCCAAUGAUACAGUUCCUCCAGCUUUGGUCCACAACCGCCAGGAUCUCCUUAAAGUGGAUGUUAAGAAAGUGGAUCAUUUGAUGGGUCUGUUCCGAAACAACCAUAUUACUUACUCCGUGGCUAGAGAGGUGGGAGAACCUUCUCUGCGGGAAAUGACCGAGACAGCCUUGGGAAUCUUGGAGAGGGGUGAUGAGUCCAAAGGAUAUGUGCUCCUCGUCGAAGGAGGUCGCAUUGACCAGGGUCACCAUAUGAACUACGCCCGAGCUGCUCUCCAUGAACUGUAUGAAUUCGAUUUGGCCAUUCAAGCAGCUGUGAAUAACACCGAUCCCGAAGAAACUUUGAUCCUAGUCACGGCAGAUCACUCCCAUGCGGUGACCUUCAAUGGCUAUGCCCUCCGAGGAGCUGACAUCCUGGGAGCAGCCAACUCGCACGAGAAAAACGAUCCCAUGGUCUAUGAGACCAUCUCGUAUGCCAAUGGUCCUGGCUAUUGGGACCACUUGGCCAACGAUUCGAGACCUCAAAACAGUUCCAACAUGUGGAUGCCCCUAAAGCAGUUCACGGAGGAGGAGCGGGCUGCCCCCACUUAUCGCCAUUUGGCCACAGUUCCCAGAAAGGACGAGACUCACGGCGGUGAGGACGUGGCUGUUUUUGCCUAUGGACCCGGUUCCAGUUUGAUUCGCGGGGUCUUUGAGCAGAACUAUCUGGCCUAUGUGAUGAGCUAUGCGGGCUGUUUGGGUCCCGCCAAGGACUUCGAUGAUUCCUGCGAGGAUCACAAGGAUGUGGGGAAAGAACAAUCGCAGGAAAAACCCAACCUAGGCAAAAGUAGUGCCACCGUUUUGGGAGCCUCUUUGGUUACCAUUUUGGCUACUGGCACAGCGGCCCUUCUACGCGGUCACAUGCUGUAAUUAAUGUUGAUUUGAUUAUAUUAAUUGUAAUUAAAGAUUAUAGUCUUA